Messenger RNA from Ectocarpus sp. CCAP 1310/34, 2920 nucleotides. The record is from the annotation of a GenBank genome assembly. Lineage: Eukaryota; Phaeophyceae; Ectocarpales; Ectocarpaceae.
UCUUCGAACUUGUUGUGUUGCAGCAGGAAACAAGCGCUGAAUGCUGUGUUGUGUGCUGCAGUAGUUGUCGACUCCACAAUACGAGCCCCGUCUUAUUAUCACAGCAGCAGCUACCCGCCCAGAUAGGAUGAGUUCCUCGGCCGCCGGGAAGGGCGAGCUGCUAGGCCAUUCGACGUGGCACCCGGAGGCGUCGUCCGCUGCCGAAGCAGCGCCUCGCCCGAACGGUUUGGUCCAGGAUGGAGCGAGCACGUCGCUUAACAACUCCCCAGAGAGGGCUAGGCGCGCCGCACCCAAGAAGUCGGGGUUCAACAUGAAGGGUCUGCUCUCGUCCGUUAGCUCGCACUCGUUUAGCAGAAGAACAAAGCCGGGCGGGGCGAAGAAGUCUUCAUCUGAGGUGGACACCAAGGGCUGGUUUUUGGAAAAACAGGGCAAGCUGGACCAGGCGGAGCUCAUGUACUCCAGGCACUGCGUCCGCGCCCAAAAGAACCACGGGAAGGAGUCGCUCUCCCUCGCGGACAACCUCGACCGGCUGGUGCACGUUCUGCACAAGGAGGGGAAGCUGGAGGAGGCGGAGCCUUUGUGUCGCCGGGCCCUGAACAUCAGGCGCAAGUCUUUGGGGGACGACAACGAGCAGGUGGCUACGGCGAUGGUAAAGCUCGGCCGCGUGUUGGAAGAGAAGGGGCAGUACACCGACGCCCUGAUCUACCUGAAGAAGGGCUUGACCAUACGGGAGAAGAUUUUGGAGGAAGGCCAUCCGGACACUGUCUCCGCUCUCGCUUGGAUAGGGGACAUCUGCCAGAAGCAGGACGAAUAUGAGGAAGCGUUAGAUAUCGCCAAGAAGGUGUUGCAAGCACACGAGGCGACGCUUGGUCCGGACGACAUCAAGGUGGCGUCCUCCCUCAACAACGUGGCGGGCCUCCUGGCAACGACCGGGAAGCCCGAGGAAGCCCUGCCGCUCUUCGCCCGCUCGCACGACAUAUACGUCAGGCACCUCGGGGAGAACCACCCGCACUCGGUGGCCACACAGCUCUGGGUGCAGCAGCUCUCGGCGCCCGCCCCGCCGCCCCGCCGCGCGCGCCGCCCGGCGUACCCCCCCAGGGGGGACGCGCGGAGCCCCCCCCCGCCGCUGAUCGAGGAGAGAAACGGGGAAGAGGAAGAGGAUGCGACCGACCACGAGCCGGUGUCGUUUUGAUGCACGGGGGGGGGCACAGGCAGAUCGAUCGCGUCCCUAUUGGCCUCUUCGUUGUUCGUCGGUGUGUGUUGUUGUAAAUUUAACGGGUGCUCCGGUAGAGAGCAGGGUAGGGAAAGAAGGAGCGGGGGGGGGGAGGUUCCAGGAGAAAUUAGUCUCGGAGGGUGCCCUUUUUACUCUCCCUCUUUUCUUGUAGUUGAUCGCACAGAACGGACAAAAGAGUGUAGGCGGGGGACGGCCUCUCCCUUCUUCUAUACAAGCAUUUUUUUUGUUGUUGUUUCUGGAGUUUUAUCGGCGCGUUUUGUCUUUUUGCGCCCCGUUCUUUCAGGCUAUAAUCUGAAGUUAUACCCUUUCUAGAAACCACCGUUAUAAACCCUUCAUGUUUCGGCCGGCAGAGCCUGUCAUUUCGACAUGUAUUGCUUGUCCGCAUUGGUACGAUACUUUUUUUUCACAGGUGCUUCAGGUUGAGAGUCAAAUGAGGCCGUGUAACAGCGAUGCCCCCCCCCGCAGGCUGUAUUUUGUGUAUUUCACGGAUUAUUCCAGCAAUUCUUAAUAACCGGGCCUUCUGCCUGUGCGACCGUUCUGAUACAUGUCUGGAGUAUUGUUGGCAGUCCUUCAGUGAGGGAGGGGUACGAGGAAGGAGGGUAUCUUCGCAGCGUGUGCGCCUCGGCCUUAUCGCCCGCGAUGGUAGAAGGUAGACCGCUGGAGGGCGAGGGUCGGGCUGGUGGCGGUUCCUCUAAGCUAAUCGUAUGUCUUCUGAUCACAAUGGGGCGUGUCUUUUUUAUGAACCGGGACAUGCGAAGUGCUGCUAUUGAGGGAGAGAAAUGACGGUGUGUCGCUCGCUUGAAGCACUGGACGGGUCUCUCUCACUCUCUCUCUCUCUCUGUCUCAAGAGCUGUGAAACGUUCCGAUUUCUUUUUUUUCGUACCCCAGCAGUUGAGCCGAGUCGAACCCGUUUCUUUCCCAGUGUUACGUGCCAGACGAUUGCCUUUGUCCUGUGACCUGUCCAUUCGUGUGGUACGCUCGUGCCUUGUGGAACGAGAUCACGCGUGCUGCUGUGGCUUGCCGAUCAUGCAUGAACGUUCUUUGGCUCUCGCGCCAUCAAUCGGUCGUCGAUAAAUCGAUCGUCGAUACAACGGUUUCUCACGCCGGGAGGAGACAGCGAGGAGAACCGUUCGGGGCGUGGAUGCAGGUGCAGUGUGUAGACAAAACACGUCACACCAGCGAUAAAGUUUCAUCGUUUCAUCAACAAGACACGGAACGAUCACAACAUAAGUUUUCUCGUUCAUCCACCUGCGGCUAUCUACAUAUCUGGCGAUUAUUUUUUCCGAUGUGUCUCUUCCCUGAAGUAAAUCAAUAGAGGCGUGUGAGGACGUCACACGCUAGGUACAUGCCCCUUCCGAGAGAGAAUUGCAACUAAGACGGGGAAUGAGGGAAAGGAGUACAAGACUUGCCGCACAAACCGCUUGCGCUGGAAGAUAACCCUACACGACUCUCGCUCAACGCGCCCGGCACGCAAAUACUUGUUGGCUUGCCACCACAAAAACAGAAACAACCGAAGGCGGGAACAUCACCGAAAACAAACAAAAAAACAACACGAUAACGACAAUGACAACAAGAUUUACCCGUAUCGGUUGCUCAUUGCAUUCCUCGCAUGCCAAGUGCCAAAAACUUAAAACAAAAACGAAUACUACCCUUUUCUUGCUAAUAGUGUGUGUGUUCUUUAGGUCU